Molecule: messenger RNA, 4229 nt
Organism: Oncorhynchus masou masou (cherry salmon)
Lineage: Eukaryota; Metazoa; Chordata; Actinopteri; Salmoniformes; Salmonidae
Product: protein inturned-like
Exons: 18
Coding region: 1-2979 (992 amino acids)
Biological process (GO): establishment of planar polarity; vesicle-mediated transport; cilium assembly
Cellular component (GO): cilium; cytoplasm
Molecular function (GO): protein binding
Source: RefSeq, a predicted model, not a curated record
AUGACGCCGUACCGCACUCAGAUCAAGACCCUGAUGAUCCUGCAGGUGAAGAAGCCAGAUGUGGUGUUCCAGGGCUGGCAUGGUUACACGUGGUCUGUGGUUGUGAGGCUGGUUGGACGAGUUCCUGGACAGACAAUCCACCCCUUUUGGCUCUGCUCACACAGUUUCACUCACUCCGUGCUCUGUUGGUUCACUCCCAGCGACCUAGAGCCAGAAUGGCUGGACGACGUCCAGAAGAACGGCGAGCUCUUCUACCUGGAACUGAGCGAGGGCGAGGAAGCGGCGGCAUUGGCUCAGGCAGCCGCCAAUCACGGCCUCUCCACCAAUCACGUCCGCUUCAGCGAGAAGGAAGCGGAGAUCAUCAGCGACGAGUCCAGGAAGCUUCCUGAUAGUGCUCCAACCAAAGCAGAGCCCAAGCUAAAAAGACUGGCCAGGAUCCUUCGGAGGAAGCGGCGACCAUCCCAGAGCAGAGGGCCCGACGGAGGAGGCGAAGACUCGUCAUCUCGUCCAGUAUCCAUCUUGAAAAACCAGGCGGGGCAGAGAGUGGGGGUGAUGGUCCAGCAUCUGAAGGAAGUUUUUCUCUACCUGAACCCCAAACGCCUGGGGAGCUGCUCCCCUCCUCCCCCGGAGAGAGGGGGUCUACUGGAGGCCCUUCUGGGGGUGGUGCAUCGCCCGUCCUGGGGCAGGGGCCAGGGAGACCCCGCAGGGAGGAGGGAGGAGAGGAUCACUGUCCACGGCCUGGUGCCCAACAGCCCAGCCGUCAAGUGUGCACAGAUACUGAUAGGUGACAACCUGGUCGCAGUAGACGAUGUGGAUGUUACCACAGAGAACAUUGAGAGGGUUCUGUCCUGCAUUCCUGGUCCUACCCGGGUGAAGCUGACCCUGGAGACAGCCAGUCCAGGAGGACCAGGGGAGGGAGGUGUGGACAUGUCCUCUGCUCCCAGGCUCAGGCCCUCUCCUUCGGUUAGCCAGCUGGUGCGUCUGCUGUGGGGCGAGGACACGGUGGAGCUCCAGAUGUCUAUAGGACACAUCCCUCACAUUGUCAUGUACCUGUCACUCAAACUGGACUCAGACUCCCCACUAGAAGAGCAGGAGAUCCUGUACCAGUACCCAGUGUCUGAGGCGUCCAGUCAGCUGAAAGGAGUCCGAGGGAUCUUUCUCACUCUGUCUGACAUGCUGGAGAAUGUCACCGGGGGGCAGAUUGUCAGCUCCUCUCUUCUGCUCAAUAAACAGCUGGUCCAUGUGGGCUACUGGAAGGAGAGCAACAACCUGCUGGUGAUCGCCCUGCCUGCUGAGAGGGUUCCUCUGUUGUAUCUGCAAACGGUAGUGGGAGGCGCAGUGAGGACUCUCAAGGUGAUGCACGGCUCUCUGGACAGUGCAUUCUGCCAGGCGGACCACGCCCCCAGGCUGGACCAUUUCUUCUGCCUGUUCUUCCAGCAGCUCAUCCAGCCUUCCAGGUUGAGUGACAGCUCUGGGGCCACGCCCGCUGACCUAUCGGGGACUCUCUUCCUGGACGGACUGCCAGCGGUCCAGUGGCUCCCUCUGCCCCCUGAGAUAAAGAUGGAGGUGGACACUGUUCUCUCAGACUUUGAAUCGUCAGAUUUCGGAGAAAUGUCAGAGGACUUCUAUGGCAUGAGGCGUCUCUACGUGACACUGGGUUCCUGUCUGUUCUACAAGGGCUAUCUGAUAGCGAACCACCUCCCCAAGGAGGACCUGCUUGACGUUUCUCUCUACUGCCAGCACUACUGUCUCCUCCCCUUGGCCUCAGAGCAGCGCGUGGGCCAGCUGGUUGUCUGGAGGGAGGUGUUCCCUCGCCACCGCUCACAGAUCCACCAGACCAAGACCAUUAGCAACCACUGUACCAUGCCUGGCUACUGCCAGCCCCAGGGACGCUACUUCCUACUCAUAGUGGGACUGAGGCACUUCAUGCAGUGUGUGCUCCUGGAGGCGAGUGGCUGUGCGGCCCCUGCCACGGGGGCCCCAGGGCCCGACUGUGUGUAUGUGGACCAGGUCAAGGCUACCCUCCUACAGCUGGAGGAGCUGGACUUAGGGAUGGAGGAACGCCUUGCCGCCCCACCUGCCCCCUGCCUCUCCUGUGCUGACUGGUUCCUCCCCUCGUUUGUCCGUGACAGGUUAGACACCCUGACUGCCUCGUCUCCUGUCCUCAGCAGGCUGGCCGGGGGCGUGAAGCCGCCCUCCUCGGACCAGGGAGGAGGAAAGGUGGUGGGGCGGAGCCUGUUUGGACGAGGCGCUCGGAGACCGAGCACCAAGAGGAGUCAGUCCGACAGCGGGAGCGAGGGACAGUCGGAUGGGGGUGUAGGAAGGCCGACUGGACUCAGUCCACAGUCCACCCCCGACUCGGCCCGGAAGCUGGUCGGUCAGAGAGACUCGCUGGGUUCUGGAGGAUCUGAUGGGAGUCGAGGCAGUGGGAGCAUUUUCAAGAUUCCCAGGAUGAAGCAUCCUAACCCGUUCUACCUGGGCACCCUGAAGAAGAGUCUGACUGAGAGAGAGACAGGGGAGAAGUACAACACUAUGAAGUUGACGUCUGGGGCAGAGAACACUCUGUUCCACUAUGUGCUGAUGGAGAAGGUGCAGGGUAUCUUCAUCGCUCCUACACACAGGGAACUGGCCCAGCUCAGCGGCUCCAUCCACCCUCAGCUCAUUCGCAACUUCCACCACUGCUGCCUCUCCAUACGGGCUGCCUUCCAGCGGAGUCUGCCGCCCAGGGGCAGGCCAGGUACAGACAGACCCCAGGGGACCCAUGGGCUGGGCCCAGUGAAGGAACACGGAGUUCUGUUCCAGUGUAAACCUGAGAACUGGACCGACCAGAGGAAGCCAGCCCCCACCAUGAACUACUGGGUUAUAGGCCGGAUGCUUCUCGAACCCGUCCCUCAGGAAUUCUACGUGUGUUUCCAUGACUCCGUGGCAGAGGUUCCCGUGGAGAUGGCCUUCCGCCUGUCUUUCGGCCUGGCCUUGUGACGAGCCGUCUGCCAACAGUCUCUUAUGAACUCUGGUAACACUACUACCUAUCGGCAGACAGACAACCCCAGAGCACAACCCUGUUCAUUAGGCACCAAACGGAAGAAAACAGACAGACGGGGAGGUACAUAAACUCCAAUAAGAAAAUGCUUGUUCACAUUUUCUAUCACAAAAUAUUUUGCUACGGUUUUCCCUUAAUGAACACAACCCUGGUCUUAAAGGUUUCCCAGUUGACAUCAACGCCUGCUUGCAGUCAGUCGGAGAUAUUCUGGGAUCUAAGACUCCCUCUUGUGCCUUGAUCACCUGACGGCAGGUAACAGGAAACCUCACAGACCAAGGUUGUUCUCUGUUAGCCUUGGAUCAGCUCCAGUGGAACAGCAGGACUGCAUCCAGAUAGAAAUAUGUUUUGUGGAACAAACAUGAGGUAAAAGGAAGCGCGUCAGCUCUAUUCAUGACAUUUCUGUCUGUAACAUCCCAGUACGCUUGCCUACUAAACAGGUUUUGGGGGCGACAGGUAGCCUAGUGGUUAGAGCGUUGGGCCAGUAACCAAAAGGUUGCUGGAUUGAAUCCCCGAGCUGACAAGGUAAAAAUCUGUCGUUCUGCCCCUGAACAAGGCAGUUAACCCACUGUUCCCCUGGUAGGCUGUCAUUGUAAAUAAUAAUUUGUUCUUAACUGACUUUCCUAGUUAAUUAAAAAAUAAUAAAUAUACCCUGGGUUUAUCAGAUGCUAUGUUGUGUCCAAAAUGGCUCCCUAUGUAAUGAAUAGAUUAACUAAAAACUGAGUAAUAAUACCUCAGAAAACAUGCUGGAUUUUAUUUUUUUAAAGGGUAGAUGUGAGUUUGCUAGGAAAGUAUUGUUCUGCUAUUCUGGCCAUAGCAAGUCUCAUUCUAGUUCUGUGGUUCUGACAUUCCUGUUAGCUAGACCAAAUAAUAUGGGAAAAGUCUAAACAGCAUUCUUGGGACAUACCAACUCUUACGUCACGCCAUUGCGGGUGAAAUGUAAAACGGUAAGGGUUAAGGUUCGGAACGUCCCAAGGAUCCCAAACAGCACUGACCAAAUAAUAUGACUGUUCUUGCCUGCUAUCCUUUCCACAUUGGCAUGGCAACACAGCUUUAGGUAGAGUUCUAUUCAUGUUGCUGUUUUGGAGGAAGAUAAAAUAUCAUAACUUAUUUAAGAUGUACAGUAUUUUGUAUGGAAAUGUAAUAAUUUGUGAUACAAAUGCACAUUUGUGACAAUUAAAAGAAAAACAUA